AUGGCUUAUUUAAUGGAGCUUGGUUGGGCCCCGUCUUCUUGUCCCAAAAACGGGGCCACUGGGCCACUGCGCCACUGCGCAAUGCUUCCAGCCGUUCGAGAGAGAUUGGACUUUCUGGGAGAAGAGUAUGAAAGACUUGUGGCUGAGAACAGCCGUUUGCAACACUUGUUGAAGCAGAGUGAGUUUCCGAGUCUUGACACUCCGGAAACAGACCUGCUGAAUAAGAUCGCACCAUCGCAGAACAGUGUGGAUUUAGGCCCCAAAGAGGCGUGGACGCAGGCACAGCAUGCCAGGAAACGGCCUGAGUUCAUUCCUUCAAAGAUUUCAAAGGAUGUGGUCACCUGCGAAGAAGUAGGGCCUGCUACGGUGGCUGGUUCCAUCCUGAAGCGAGAGGAUAGCUUUGUUGGGACAGAUGGAAAUGGCAAAGCGGUGCUUCAGACCUUUGGAAUUACCCCAGCUCCGGGUGGCUCAGAACAAGCUCCAUCGGCUCCAUCCAAAGAUCCAAGUCGAGCAGGGGAUGAUCCAGAAGAAUCAGUUUCUCAACUGAUAUUCCUCGACGUCAUACCAGCCGUCAUCAUUUCGAUCAAUGCUGUGGUGGUUGGCCUCAGCGCUGAUAUCUGCCCAGACCACACCGUUUGGGUGAUCUUGGAGAUUUUUUUCACUGCCUUUUUCACCCUGGAGGUGAUCGUGAAGAUGAAAGUCUUCAGCAUCAGAGAAUUUCUGUGUGGUCCGGAUUGGUAUUGGUCAUGGUUUGAUUUGUUUUGUGUUGGCCUGGCAUACCUGGAAAUGUGUAUGAGUCUGCCGUCGUCUGGCUUGGGCACCACAGACUGUCGCGCUGGGGAGUCGGAGGGAGGUGCUGGAUUUGGCGCUUUGAAGAUGUUAAAGUUGGCUCGCUUGGGAAGAAUUGUACGAUUGCUGAAGUUCAAAAUCUUCGUAGAGCUCAAGCUCAUGAUACAAGGCGUUUUCACAGGACUACGAGUCCUGUUCUGGGCAGUCAUCCUCCUUUGCGCUUGUAUCUACUUGCUUGGAGUGGUUUGCAAGACCCUUUUGUCUCAAUAUGAAGAGUUCUCCACUGUGCCGGCCGCCAUGUUCACCAGUUUCCGCUGCUUCACAGAUGGUUGCUCUGCAUAUGACGGCACUCCCUUGCAAGAACGGAUCCGAAAAGAGGUGGGAGGAAUUUGGAUGACAGCGUACAUCCUGGUGUUUUUAUUUAUUACGAUCGGAAUUUUCAAUUUGAUUAUGGCGGUGUUCAUUGACAACGUUAAUGAUGGUAGCGUGAAAAAGAAACAGUACACCUUGGGAAUGACGGCAGACAAGACCGAACUCAACCUUGCAGACAAAUUGAAGGGUAUGUGUUUCAACUCGGGCGUUGUCAAGCGUCAGGAUUUGGAGGAUGAUUUGGAAGAGGAACCACGAUUCACAGAUGGGCAAGAUUUUGAAGGCCGAUGCAAUCGGAUCAAGAGAGCCAUGGGUCGUUCAGGCUGCAUCAUCACAAAGCGAACUUUUAAUUCCUGGUUGCUCCACAACAAUGAAUUGCUGGAAAGCCUCGAUGAUGCGGAAAUCGACACCUCCAGCAAAUUCGAGCUCUUUGACGUGUUGGACAUAGACCUUUCCGGCAAACUUCCGUUCCGUGAAACCGUGGAAGGUCUCAUGAAGUGCCGCGGGCCCGUUUCGAAAACAGACAUUAUCUCGAUCCGCUUGCGGGUUCGAUAUCUUACUCGACUUGUGCAGCAAAUCCACAAGAAGCUUGACUGUCCAGCAGCAAUGAUGUGAAGCAAACAGUUUUGUAGGACUCGGAGCCCAUGUCUUCGAUGUUGGAGCUUUCCAACAUCAUUUAGAAUUUUGUUAGAUAUUCCGAUUCCGGAGAUGAUUUCUAGAGCCGUUUUUUGGAGAUCAAGAAUUGUCAUGUUGUCGAAGACAACAUUGGCCGUGGGUUAGGGCCCAUGGGAAUAUCCUCUUAGCUAUCUCUUAGCUGUGGCCAUGUUUUUCCUAUCCUAACAACUGUUAGGCUGGUGCCACUGGACUUAGUUUAGGCAUUUGCAUUUGCAAAUCUGUUGAGAGAUCCAAAGUUGACGGCUGGCUGACUCGCUCAAUGGAGCUUGGAAAGCCAGCCCUGCUGCCUGCAUCAAAAAGGUUCUGGGGACAAA
Messenger RNA from Cladocopium goreaui, 2147 nucleotides. Lineage: Eukaryota; Dinophyceae; Suessiales; Symbiodiniaceae. The record is from the annotation of a GenBank genome assembly.